Molecule: messenger RNA, 678 nt
Organism: Aspergillus uvarum CBS 121591
Lineage: Eukaryota; Fungi; Ascomycota; Eurotiomycetes; Eurotiales; Aspergillaceae
Exons: 2
Coding region: 179-535 (118 amino acids)
Source: RefSeq, a predicted model, not a curated record
AUGUCGACCACAACUACUACAACUGAGACGUUGAUUGCGAGGUUGGUUUGGGAGCCAUGGUGAGUCCUCUCUGAAGAGUUCCUCAUUUUCUGUGCAAUGGAGAACUGUGGCUGGAAGGCUCCCGUUGCUGAGCAUCGAGGUGAGUCUGGUGUGGUUUCUGAGUGUUCCACUGCGGGCAAUGAUUCUGGACGGGGGAAUCGAUGGCGGUCUCAAUGGCGGUCUCCCCUUCUCUUCUACCUUUUCUACACCGCCACACCGCCCGUCGAUCCUCAUUGGGGCCAACAUUUCAUCAUUCAUCAUCCAUCCAUUCAUGAUUGCUUUUUCAUUCUUCACCACUAUUGAACGCCAAGAACAACCUCCGACAUUCUUCACGGGCUCAAUCUCACAAUUUCAAGUCGGUCUUGCAACAUCUGCGAUAGAUACAUCCCUGAAGCCGAAACUGAGAUUGCCCCUGGCUUACGGAGUACUACUUCUCUGCCUUGAUCUCCGUCUCGUGGCCGUGUCUAUUUCGUGUGUCCGACUUCGCUCCGACUGACUCACUCACGCGAUCAAAACCACCGCCUUUGCCCUGCGUCUCACCGCAUUCCAUCACAUCAUUAUCACACGUCACGUGAAUUCGGCCGUUCAUUGAUCCCCCAGAAUCAUCUUGGUUUUAGAAACUUUUUUUUUCUGUCUCGU